UCUUUUUUUUUUUAAUUUAGGGUCGCGUCAUAAAUAAUUGGCCGUCUUUGCUGGUAUUGUUUACUAUGUAGUUGUUGCACUAUUCCUGAGGCUUGAAAUGACAUUGGAAAAGAUGAUGAAUGGUAUCUAAAACUGCCAUUUUGUCUUUUAACUUUGGAAGUGUUAAUCCUUUUUUUAGGCAAUUAAAGAAAAUUUAUUAAUUACCAAGUAGCUGUACAAAACCAAGGGAAACGCCAGUUUAAGCCCUUUUUAAAACAUGUCUCAUUAACUAUGCGCUUCCUAUACAAAAACUAUAAAGAAAUCUAUAGAGAGAAAACAAACUUAAAAAGUUUUCUUUUAUCUCUAACUUUGAUGCAUAAAGUAGUCUUCAGUUUAUGCAGUAGGAAGUGUUAAUCUUUGUAUUAUUCCAAUUUAACCCAGUUUAUCUGCAAUAUAUAUUUGAAUCUAUUCGCUUAUAUGUAUUAUAUAGUGGAUUUCUCUAAGUUGGAGUUAUUUAUUGUCUGCUACAGAAAGCUGAGAAGGCUCGUCAUUAAUGAUAUCUGAAACAGCUAGUAGUAUUCUUUGUCUUUAUUCAUUAUCUGUAAUUUCAUUCAGAACUGUCCUGUUUUUAUAUUGUUAAACAAAAACAAAGGUGGUUUCUCUGAUCACCCACCCAAGGGUGUGUCCUAGUGGUUAAUGAAGUGGGUGAAAGCCUUAAAUACAGGGUUCAAACCCCAGCAGAGACAAGAAACUCUUGGUGAUUUCUUCUCCCCCCGCCUAAGCUUGGGUGGCAGAGUUACCUGUUACCUGUGCUGGCGGGAGGUAGCAGGUACCUGGUGAAAUUAUCGAGGUGCGUACAUGGCUCAGACAACACCAUUAUCGGGAAAAAACAAUGGUGGUUUUCUGAACUUAAAUCUCCAGAUCCAAUUGUGGCUGGUUUGUGUGUCUUGUAAGUGGCUGGCGGUCCCGCACGAGUAUGGCUGGAGAGGACUUUUCUGUCCAUGUGUCUUGUUUGGGCGUAAUGUUGAGAGCCUAAGAGAUGAUGAUACUCCUUGGUCUACUCCUUGCAUUUGUCAUGCCAUUUUCAUUGAGGGUGGCAUUGCGGUUGCAGCUGCAACAGCAGCAUUUCAUGGUAUUGAUCCAAGGACGUCAUUCCUCAUUUGUGAAGGUUUAUUAUUUAGUUGGUGGAUGUGUGGCAUAUACACUGGUCUGGUUCGGCAGUCGCUGCAGAAGAAGUAUCAUCUCAAGAAUUCACCCUGCGACCCCUGCGUGGUGCAUUGCUGCCUGCACUGGUGUGCCUUGUGCCAGGAGCAUCGGGAGAUGAAGAGUCGUCUUUCAGAUAAUGCUGCCAUGCAAAUGACAAUAGUUAACCCUCCACCUGUUCAGGAGAUGAAUGCUGAUGGCGACAACCGAGAACCUGGACCUUCUUCUGCAAAUGGGGUCGAACAAACUAACCUUGAGAUGCAAGCUCUAUGAAAGUCAUUCGCUGUGCUGUAAAAUUGCUAAAUCAGGUAUAGAUCAAACAGGGCGUGUUUUUUGCUACAGGCAGAGUCAGAUCUGGAGCUAUGUUUAUACAGAUCAAAAUGGAAAAAUCAAGUCUUUUUAUAUCAUCAUGCAUAUAAAAUUUUGUGGUGAAACGUGUUGUUUUUCGGUGUUCAGGAAAGAAGUUAGUGGAAGGUGAGCUUUUAGACGCACAAAUUAGGCCAUUAUAAUGUAUUUUAUUAUCUGCUGAAAAUGCAUAGGACAUCCUGCACUAUUUUUCAGAAGUAGUUGAACUACAUUAUGACAAAGUUCCACUCUUAAUCAAAACUCUUUUGUUCUUUUUA
Molecule: messenger RNA, 1805 nt
Organism: Nicotiana attenuata
Lineage: Eukaryota; Viridiplantae; Streptophyta; Magnoliopsida; Solanales; Solanaceae
Product: cell number regulator 6-like
Exons: 3
Coding region: 838-1455 (205 amino acids)
Source: RefSeq, a predicted model, not a curated record